Molecule: messenger RNA, 18587 nt
Organism: Podarcis lilfordi (Lilford's wall lizard)
Lineage: Eukaryota; Metazoa; Chordata; Lepidosauria; Squamata; Lacertidae
Source: the annotation of a GenBank genome assembly
AUGAUUCGUCCUCUGCUCAAGGGCCCAGCCUUUGCGGCUGCUGCCACAAGCAGUCUGAACGGCGUCCUAAAAUUAGCAGCCAGCGAGCGGGCUUUGCGUGGCGAGGAGGCUGCCGCUCCUGGAUGGGUGCAAAGCGCCGUCACUCUCGCCCAAGGAGGCGGCGCCUCUGUGCCGUCAGCGCCUCUCUUGCCUCCCCGAGCGAGGAAAGAGGACGCGGGAGCCAGACGGACGAGGAAAGUCGGAGCGGGGACGCAGCGGGGCAGCAGAAGUCAGCCUCGUCCAGCCGCGAGCGGGAGGAGAAGCAGCGGCAGCCCCAGCCAAGCGGCGGGGAAGUUGCACGAGCGACGCCUGAGCCAGCGCUGCGCCGCAGCCCCCUGCUCGCCCUCCCCGCGCGGUGGGGACCGAGGAGGGGAGGCCGCCUCGCUUGGGCCCCGAGAAGGCGGAGGCGUCCUGGAAGGGAGGGGGGCAGCGGCUGCCAUGAAGGCCAGCGGGGAGCAGAAACGGGGCGAGGCGGCCGCCAGCCCGGGCGACCCCUGGAAGGAGUGCAUGGAGGUGGCGGUGCAGCUGGCGCUCCGGGCCGGACAGGUGAGCAGGCGCCACGUGGGGGGCUCUGGGGAAGCAGGGCUGCAAGGGGGAGCGGGGCGGCAGCGUUUCAUUCCGCUGCUGCCCCUCCUCCGGCCCUGCGGGGUCUGUAAGCAAGAAGAAGCUCCAAACACGGAUUGACAUGCCUCUCUGCCUCCUUUUGAGAUUCGUGUGGGACUUGAGAAAUCGCUGCAUCUCUCUCUCUCUCUCUCUCUCUCUCUCUCUCUCUCACACACACACACACACACACACACACACACAAAGUUACCUGCUGGGCAGCGAAGGGCCAGGUCUCCUGGUUGCGGACAGAGCUUCUGAGUACCGCAAGCCUUUUGCACGCAGCCUUGUCAAUUCUGGCUGGCCGGUCGAGUUUGUGCAUGUUUGGCGGGGACGCGAGGUGCAUUUAGUUUAAUAGCUCCCUCUUACUCCCGAGCAAGUGCAUAAGAUUGCACGUGGAGAAAAGAAUGGGGAGAUGCUGGUGAAAGAGAGAGAACUGGUGGACAGAAGUAUUUUUUCCAGAAAUGAAGUCAGAUGUGGGCUAACUGUGGAUUAACAGUUUAGGAGGUAAAUGGGGUUCAACUGGGCCAGGUCAAACAAAAGGGCAAAGGAAAUCUACCUUGCAUUUCUGGACAUUACAGAAAUGGCUCUUCUUAACUACCUGGCCUAAAAGUAGCCCAUGGUAAAAUAUCAAAGAAAACAUUGUUGGAACACUUGGUUUAAAAAAACCCAACACAUUAAUUUGAGGUUGUUGAGUGGGUUUAAAUGGGAGUAAUCUGUAUUGCAUCAUUGUUGUAUCUGCAUUAAUGUGUUCAGUGUCAAGGAUGUAUCUUGUUAAUAUUCAACAAGAGUUUGGGUAAAAGUCUGUAGUCCUGAUUUCACUAGGAAUGCCUUGCUUUUCCAUUGCCAACUUCAGAUACCAUUUAAGGAGCCACAUUGUUAAGAUGUGACCCCUUUUUUAAAGGGCAAUGUAUAGGUUGAAAAAAAAUGAGUUAAAGGAAAUACUGUAUCAGUUUCUAGCCAAUAGCAUUCCAUUAACUGGAAGUUGAAAAGGUGUUUUGACAUACAGGUAAGGAGAACUAUGCAUUAUAAGAAAUCCUAGUAAAAUGACCCAGUAAGAACUACUGUACAUCGAUAUGCAAAAAUAGAGCAGUAUUUGAAGGUAAGAAUGAUCCCAUAUAUAAUAAACAGGUUCUCUUUCCAGGCCAGGUUGAUUGUAAUUUCUUUUCAAUGUCAGAGUUCAGUUCUGAAAUGUGAGGACUGUUCUCACAAGGACAGGACCCAACUUGCCUCAGUCAGCAAUCUGGCCACUAAAUUCUGUACCAGCUGCAGUUUCCGAACAGUUACCAGGAGGAGUCAUGGGGAAGGGCCAUAGCUCUGUGGAAGAGCAGAAGAUUCCAUGUUUAGUCCCUGACAUCCCCAGCUUGGGCUGAAAGAGACUCCUGUCUAAAAUGGUGGACAACCACUGUCAGUAUACACAUUACUGAGCUAGAUGGCCCCAUGGCCUGUGUCAGUAUAACACAGCUUCUUCUGAGUUGUCAAAUUAAAGCAGAAGUAAUAGGUAAAUUGGGUAAGCAUGCCCUUCUACCAUAGGGUCGCAUUCUGAAACCAUUUUGAAGGAAAGGGACUUAAUCCAAAAGCAAUUUUUUUGAUUUCAGUUGAAACAACAAUGUGUAAAAAUACUAUCUUGUUGAAGUCUCCCCUUCGUUCAUAAAAUUUGGAUGGCUAUCAAGCUACUAAAGCAGAAUUUGGUCAAAUGCUGUGGUAGUCGUGAGGGGGAAGAUAUGUCCAUUGCUCUCUGGAAACAAUUGUGUGUGUUUAAGACCACAUACAGAUAGCCCUUCCUCUCACCCAUCCUCUGCCUCUGAGUGAUGAAACAUCUUACCUGCUCUCUUCAGGAUAAUUUCACCAUGGAAAUCACUGUGAAACAAUAUGUAAAAAUACAUUUGUGCUUAUAAUAAUUUAGAGACAAACCUGUGGCUUCCAACGCAGCAAAGUUCUAAAUGUUGAAAAUGUAACCGAAUGGCUUACAGACCAGUGUCUCUGAAAUAUUGGUGACAUGUCACAGCAGUACCAGUUUGAUUUUGUUUUUUUUUGAUGGGGGGAAUAAUUUUUAUUUGAUUUUACAAAACCCGUUUGAUGUUUUUAAGCAAUUCUAUAUGGGCAUAACUGUGAACUUUUUUUGUCUAUUGCUUGUCAUUUGAGUCAGUUGAGAGUUCUGUGGAGGGAAAUGGUAAAGUAAUUUCUGAUUUAAUUUUUCUAGAUUAUUAGCAAAGCUCUCACUGAGGAAAAACAGGUGUCUACCAAAACUUCUGCAGCAGAUCUUGUGACAGAAACAGAUCACUUUGUGGAAAACUUAAUUGUUUCUGCUCUGAAAGAAAAAUUUCCCUCUCACAGGUAGGUCCAGCUAUGGUAUUAUCCUAGGCAAGUUAUGUUUUGAACUGGAAUUGAAAAUGUCAUUCUGUGAAUAAGAAAGCUUGGAGAAUAUCAGUACUAAUAAGCUGCUUCACACAUUGUAUGAAUGCAGUGACUGAAUGAUACAAACAUGCACCUCACGUACACUAGUAAGAUAACAGGGAUUGGCUACAGUUCUGCCAAGCGUACAGUUGGUGAUAAACUUAAAUGUGCCGCCAAUUGUCUGAAGAUGUCAUAAAUGGAUGGGGAACUGGCAACCUGUAGGCUAGUUGCAGCCCAUUGAGCUUUUGCAUCUAUCCUGCAGCCUCCCCUCAUCUGUUUCAGCCCCAUGAAGCAAUUAGCUGAGACCAUUUUUCUUAACCCUAAUUGCUGCAUGGGAGUGAUUUUUGUAGUGGUGAGAGCUAGCCAUGGUGAGUUAACCUUCCCCAUAUGUUGCUACUCUUCUAAAGAUUGUGAGGAGACAGAAUGGCAAUUAGGCUUAAGAAAACAGAUCCCAUUAAUGCAAAUAGGGGCCUUUGUUCUAAACAGUGGCGUAAUGUGGGUUGUCAGCACCCGGGGCAAGGCAAGUAAUUUGCGCCCCCGAACCCGUGGAUUUUAGUAGGGGCAGAGAGCUGCGAGUGCGAGCGCCCCCCCCCCAGAUGUUGCACCCGGUGCGGCCGGCCCCCCCUGCACCCCCCACACUACGCCACUGGUUCUAAACCUAAUUGCCAGAUUGCUAACAGUGGGGGAGAGAAGGGAAGAUUUGUAAAUAACUUAUGAAAGGGGGAUGGAUGAGCAUGGGGACGUGUGGUUUUCGCUUUGUCUACCACUGACAUGCAGCCCUCAACCUAGCUGGAUCCCUAGUUAUGCAAUAAAAUGUAUAGCCCAUCCCAGUGCUUUGAGAUGUGUUAGACUGAGAGAUAGUCAUUCAAUGAGUUUUGUGGUAAUUGGGGAUUUGAACCGAGAUGCUUCAAGUGAUCUACCAGCCCCAGGAGAAACCGGGAGCUUCUUUUCCCUCUGGCACAGCACCACAGCUAGGAGGUUAUAGUGCUCAGGAAACAGGAAGGAGCAUUUUGGGGCAUUUGGGAAGUAAGUGAGUAGAGAUCUGGGUGGGGAGAGACGAACCUUUUCUCAAAGCAUAGCACUGUGAUGGAGAGGUACCUGCCCCCUGCUGAUUGGUAGAGAAAGGGUGACUGAUUGUCCUCAGGAGAACAAAAGGUUGACCACCUUUCUGUAACCAUUCUACUCCUCCAGUUAAACAUCAGGUGAGAGUUGUUAAAUAUAACUGGUUGGCCAUGGGCGGGAGACAACAUGUUAAAAGGGUGUGUUCUUUUUUAAUUCUCCUGCCUCCAAUGUCUUCUCAAAUCCAGAUUAGAUUUCCCGUAAUGAAAUGAAUAUAGUAGUUUUAGCCUAAUCUUAGUGGACAUCUGUUCACAUGAAAAAAAGCCCAGCAGCAGCAACAAAAACAGUAACCUUCCCUUUAUAUAGGCUGGAAUUGAAGGUUGUUUUCACAAAUAUAGCACUAAGCUUCAAUAGACAGUUGCCAUCUAGUUUUAAUUGGGAAAGAAUAGCUGUGAAAAGGUGGGAAAACUGUAACUCUUCCAGGUGUGAGUAAUCUUGUAAAGCUUGAUGUCCUUUGCGCAAGCUGAAACUAAUUGCUGGAAUGUACACACAGUGCAGCAAAAGGUCAAGGGUUGCAUGUGCAUUAUAGCGCAAGACAUGUUCAAAAAUACAUGUGGUGGUCUGUGUAAAAAUGGUCCUGUUCUUGGAAACAAAUCAUAGUAAGCGUUAAUUGCAGUUUAGGCUUCUGAUCUCCUUGUGUCCUGGAAAGGGAGGCCAUAGCUUGGUGCAGCUCAUUCUCUUCAUGCUAAACCAUGGUUUAGUGUGAUGUCCAAAUAUGGCAGUCACAUGACUAGGGAACCCACACUGCGAUUUAAAGCCAAAUAAGACACGAUAGUGAUGAACAGGUGUUUUCUAUUCAUGUGCCUGUCUGGUUCAUAUAUUGAACAAAGGUUGAAUCUUACUCAGUAGUUUUUAUUUCAAUAGUAAGAAAACUACUCAUUGCAGAGUGACUUGUAUAUCUUCUAUAUGUGCUUCUGACUGUCAUCCAAAAUGACACCUCUUACCUGUUGUGAUGUACAAACUGUUGCUACAUUGUAUUCACACACAGCUUUUCAUGAGUGAAAAUACAUGGGUUUCAAUUUGUGUAAGACCCUGAAAUCUCUGUAGAGACCCUGAAAGUCACUUGAACACCUUCUAUAUGUGCUCUUGGAUAAUAUGCAAAGACUCACAUAGAUCCCCUUAGCAUAACUUAUAGUACUUUAUCUGAUGCUUGUUUAAGGCCAAAUGUAGCAGAAAAUAGCUACGUUUGGGUAUGCCAGUGCCUAAGUGCCUCCCAAUAAUUCAGUUUUAAUUUUCUCAUCCAUUAUAGGUUUAUUGCUGAAGAAGCUACCGCUGCUGGUUCAAAGUGCAUUCUCUGUGACAGCCCUACCUGGAUUAUUGAUCCUGUUGAUGGCACCUGUAAUUUUGUACAUAGGUAAAUACAUAAACAGUGCUGCAAAAAAAGCUACGUCUGCCUUUUCUCAAGCUCUUUGUCGUUCUUUAUUUUUCUGUGUCCAACCUAUUUGAGUAAGGCUUGCUUGCACAUAAGGUUCCUUUCUUGAGUCAACUUCUGCCCCAGUGCUUUGGGACGAAGACUCUGAUGAGUGCAUAUGCACAAACUCAAUUCUAGUUUAUGACUUUGGGCUUCCCAAGUGUUAUUGUGAGGGGAGUGCACACUCUCAAAUCCUUUGUUACAUAGUUUGGCUACUAUCAAGAUAGGUUCUUGCCCUUGUAGUGCCUUGUAGAAGUCUAUUACAGGUGGACAGAACUGAAUAGCACCAAUACACAAGUGCAGGGACAAGUACCAAAAGGGUGUAAUUACUAAGUAGCACAAGAAUUUGGAGCUGCCAUUGCUGUACCAUAAACAAUCAUCAACUGUAGUGGUUGGCACCUUAGUUCAGCAUAGUAAAGGUAAAGGGAACCCUGACCAUUACGUCCAGUCGUGACUGACUCUGGGGUUGCGGCGCUCAUCUCGCUUUAUUGGCCAAGGGAGCUGGCGUACAGCUUCCGGGUCAUGUGGCCAGCAUGACUAAGCCGCUUCUGGCGAAACAGAGCAGCGCACAGAAACGCCAUUUACCUUCCCGCCAGAGUGGUACCUAUUUAUCUACUUCCACUUUGACGUGCUUUCGAACUGCUAGGUUGGCAGGAGCAGGGACCGAGCAAUGGGAGCUCACCCCGUUGCGGGGAUUCGAACCGCUGACCUGACCUUCUGAUCAGCAAGUCCUAGGCUCUGUGGUUUAACCCACAGCGCCACCCGCAUCCCUAUAUUCGUUCAGCAUACCAGUUACCUAUAAAAACCUUAUUCUAAAAGAAUCCCUUAUCAUCAGAGGCUUUGGCUGAAAUCCAGAGAACUAUUGGACUAGUACAAUGUUCCUAAGGACAAUUGCUUUUAACAAUAUACUUUCCUUCUCCCUGCCAUUAGCAUGACAAGCUGGUUUUGAAACUCAGUGGAGAGUUCAAAAGAGGGAGGGAUGGUUGUAGUUGAAUCAGUCGUCAAGUUCUGAUCAAUUGCACAGCAUCCUAAGAUUUGAAGAAGGGAAAGGGAUUUUCUGAGAAUCAAAAAGUCAAGUCAGCUAUUUCUGCUUCAGCUACAGGGGAAAGGUCACUGCUAAACUGAUCCAACAGAUCAGGAUGCCCCUAAUUCUUUAACCAUUGGGAUUGUUUUUAAAAGGUAAAAAGUAAAAAUGUGCAAUUCCUUUAGAUACAAAGAAAUUAAGACUCUCAGAUUUCUUAGCUGAGAACAAACACAAUUGCAUUUCUGACAGGUAAAGUUGUUGAAAUUAACUGUUUAGAGAGCAUACUAACAGACGCAACUGGUUUUAUUUACACAGGUUUCCGACUGUGGCCGUCAGCAUUGGAUUUGCUGUUAAUCAAGAGGUAUAGGAUAAAGCUUUAUCUGCUGCUAUCGUGAUUAAGUGAAAAAUAUCUAACAAACUUAGUGAGAAUCUUGUGAGCUUCAUAACAAGUAACAAAGCUCACAGAAAGCCAUUUAGGUUACUGUAUUUAUCUUGAAGUGUUAAUCUGUUAUAACCUUGGGUUGAAUACACCAAUCUGCAUAAUCCUGAAACCAAUCCUUCGGUGUUGUGAGUAGUCUUAUUAUGACCUACCAUAAAUGAAUGGAUUCUGGAAUCAUUCUUUGGGUAAAAGAGUAUGUAUAAGUCGCCCUGCCUUUAUGGCUGGCAGAAUGUAAAGGUAGCUAAUCCCAGUUUCAGGGACCUGUUUUUAUAAGUAGUCUUGCAUGUUUUAAUUCUAUCAAUGUUUAAUUGUUUUUUAAUGAUGGCUUUUUCUAUGUUUUUCUUAUUUUUAAUUUGUAAGCCACCUUGAGUCCCUGUCAGAGAAAAAUGUGGAGUAUGUAUGUAUGCAUGUAUGUAUGUCUCUUUUCUUAAAUAAGGUCCAUUAAAAUCAACAAGACUUGUUUCCAAGUAAAUGCCUUUAGGAGUGUCAUACUUAAGGGAAAGGUCAGAUCAAGCUAUGCUAUUCGUUUCCUGAGUGACUGCGCAAGCAGCUUCCAGCUCAUCAAUCAAGUGGCAGACUUACCAGUUGUUUUUUCCCCCCCUAUUGCCAUCUACCUACCUGUGCUGCAACAUAAUUUUUCAUUCUUGUCUUGACUGUUAGAAAACCUGUUUUGGCAGCCUUUAUAAGUCUGCCCUUGAUACUAUUCCUUCAAGGGCAGAGUAGCUGACUUUGCAUUACACAUAUGCAAUGGUAAUGCAAUGCAGCCUUUCUUCAUGCAGAACCCACUAGAACACAAAAGGACUAUGCUGUAGGGGAAACAACAAAUGUUGUCUGUUGGCUGGGACACACCCUUGUUGCUAGAUGGCAGGUGGAAAGGACAAAGCUGUUCCAUAGAAUAAUAUUUGGCAAAGACAUGUUGGGUAGGGAUAAUAGUCUUGCAUUUAGUUCUUAUCACCACUCCUGUACUGUAUAUUCAGCAUCAGAUAUUGGUAACUCUUAGGAUACAACUUCACAUGCCUGUGUCGGACUUACUUAUUCAUAGCAACUGUAAAAUAAGGUAUAGGGGUGAUGUCAAGUGGUAAAGCAGAGAUGGGAUACUGAACCUUUUAUCUAUGGAUUUUGUGCUGUAGGUUACUUGAAGCCUCUGUCCUGCUACUCCAGGCAGCACCACUCAACAGACCUAGGAAACGAGUUUUUGUGCCAGCGCUAUAUCUGGAUAGUAACUGGUGCUUAACUUGAAAACUAAGCAGUUGUGUGAUAUGUUUGAUGUGUUGAGCUCUUGCUCAUUGUUGUCAACACUGUGCAGAAAAGAUUUCCAGGGGCUUCCUGAACAUGUAAGAAUUAACCCUAAAAUGUCUGUGGAGAUGGAUUAACUAAUUUCUUUUUGAAAUUUUAUGUACCUUGUGAAGUUGAAAGCCUGGCAUGCUCAAAACCAUUUCUUCUUUAUUAUCAGUAGCAUAAACUGCCAUUUAUAUGCAUUUUAUAUAGUGAUAAUCUGUUUAUAUUGCAAUAUAUAUAAUACAAAUUGCAUUCAUGAUCUUUUUCCUUUCCCAAAACGCUAAAGCUUGAAUUUGGUGUAAUUUAUCACUGCACGGAAGAACGAUUAUACACUGGUAGAAGAGGUCAAGGGGCAUUUUGUAAUGACAAAAGGCUUCAGGUAUCAAAAGUGACAGGUUGGUUUCAGUGCUCUAAAAGAAAUAUUUUGAAUAUUGUAUUAUUAGAGAGUCACAUUACCGUAUGUAAGUAGACUUACAGAGCAAUCUUCUGCAUAUUUACUCAGAAGUAAGAUCCACUCUGUUUAGUGGAGCUUACUUCCAGGUAAGUGCACAUAAGAUUGCACCCUCGAUGUAUCUUCUGCAUAACUGAAUAUAUUUUACAUUUAUUUAAGUAGUCCUUCUUUUCUAUACCAUACUUUAAUUAUUGAGCUUAAUAGUUUAAAAGAGGCUUUUAUAAAUCACUGUAAAUUUGGCCGCAAUAGAACUGGUGACCCUUGCUUAAUCUUAUGAUUAGGCAGCUCUUGAGUGACAGGUGAGUGGACAUAGUUCAUAUCUUACGAAUGGUGCUGGCAUGAAUCUCUGUACAAUUAUGUAAAACUGCCUGAAAAAAUGUAAUCUAAACAUUACAGCCACUGCAGGGAAUGUAUUUAAAGUGUACCCCAUUUCAUGUUGGGGCUGCAAUAAUGAAGCAGCCUACUUAGGGUGGAUUAGCACUGUCAGUCUGCAGAGUUGGUGGAAUUCUAGAUUAUUUAUUACCUAUUUCUUAAUGAAAAAUAUGUUGACUGAUUUCUAUCAGUGGAAGCAGAGAGACUUUUUAUUGUGAUUAAGGAAGUCUAGCAGACUUCUCAAUGGAAAAUUAAAAAAAAAUCACGUAGGAUGUGAAGUAUGUAUCUAUAUGCUAAAGAAAAGUUGUCCAAAAGCUUGAAAUUCAGUUAAUUGGUCCUGGAAUACUAGGGCUUGGGAUAGGCUUCUAACGUGUGCAGCUCUGAAAUAGCAGCAUGAGGCUAUGCAAUCACUUUAGAGGCUUUUUCAAAAUAAUAUGUUAGUUCAUGGUGGUAGUAUUAAUUCUGAAUUUUGCACGUAUGAAUUUUGAAAAUAUGAUAGGAAUUAUAUAUUCUACUGCAAGAUCUAAAAUGUACUUUGUGAUAGCCUUAGAGUUGAUGGGAUGUAGAAUUAUUUUGACUGAACAUUAUUGCAGAAUCUGCUGUGAUUCUAAGAGGGUAAGACUCUGCUUCCAAAUAAACGUAUUUAGCUAAAAGUAAUAAGCAGAUUUGUUUUCCAUAAUUUCAAGACACAGAAUUUUGUUGAAAGCUUUUGGAAAUAAGCAAGACUCUCAAAAAGGAACAGAAAUAUAUGAACAUGCGAAGCGAUCUUAUUGUAAAAUAUCCAAAGAUCCUUCACAGUAGAAAUUGGACAGUGCCUACUUUGAAAAGCCGUUGCAAUAAUACAAAAUAACCUUUUGUCUUGCAGAUAUCUCAAAGGCCUUGAUUUUAACAGAGAUUGGCCCAAAACGAGAUCCUGACACUUUGAAACUAUUUCUCAGCAACAUGGAGCGAUUGCUUAAGGCCCAAGCUCAUGGGUAAGAUCUUCUUUUAAAAGUAAAUAAAUCAUAAACCUUUGUAAAGAAAAGAACCAGCACCUUCAUUAACAUUUCAGUUACUGAGGCCAUCCAUUUAAAUUUUGUGAACCUAAACUUUUGCAGGCAUUCUGGUGCACUUACAGAACUCCCUUUGAACCAACUUCCCCAUUCACUGCCAUUGGCGGAGCUUCAUACUCCGGCACCGGGGGCGGAGAGCAGGCGGGGCAGGGGCGGGGCUGGCGCGCAUCCUGGGGGCGGGGCGCGCCGCCCGUAGGGACAUGGCGCGCAUCGCCUGUGGGGGGCGGGGUGCUCCCCCCACACUCCUCUUCCUCUGCCAGUGUUCAUUGCACCAUCAAUAUAACUUUUCAGUGUUAGUCAGCACCCCUCCUAUUUCUUUUUGCUUGGGAGUUAUGAAGAUGGGGCAGCCUUGUAUUGCAUUGUCAAGUCAAUAGGACAAGCAGAUAUUGCUUGCUGGAUAUGAUAACAUUGUAAAGAAAGGGGAAGAUGUUGAGACAAACACCUGGAAACAUAUGACUGGCUUUUCUUAAGAUAAUAUUUUAACUUGUUGUGAAUAUGCCAGUUUGUCUGUGCAACAAAUCGUUGGUUAAAACUGAUGACUUGUUUUUCUAACCUUGACUCAUGAGCACAUCCUCAUGGGUUGGCUUUAUCAAUGGUUUUCGUUCUUUUCACAAGCGUUUUUGCUCCCACCUGUGACUUAUUGUAGGGUUCGUGUCAUUGGAAGUUCCACAUUGGCGCUCUGUCUUCUAGCAUCUGGUGCUGCAGAUGCAUAUUACCAGUUUGGCUUGCACUGUUGGGACUUGGCAGCGGCUACAGUUAUUAUCAGAGAGGCAGGUGGUGUUGUGAUGGAUACUUCAGGUAAGCAAAAAAUAUUAUUUUUAUAACACAUGUUUAUAAUGCACAUUUAUUUAUAAAAAUAUUCAUAUCACCACAUCUUAAAAAAGCAGUUUACGACUAUCUAUCUAUCUAUCUAUCUAAACAUAACAUUUAAAUACAGGUGCCAUCAACUAAUUACCGUAUUUUUCCAUGUAUAAGACAAUAUUUCCCCCCCAAAAAAUUGAAGUUUAAAAUUGGGGGUUGUCUUAUACAUGGAAUGUUACAAUUAAAUAUAUAAAUAAAUACAUGCCGCCAUCCAUAUUAUUCCCCCCCCCCUCACCUCACUAAUGGCCUCACGACAAACCCUGGUCUGGUACUCCCCCCCAGCAGCCCCCACUCCGGACAUUGUCCUUUCCACUCGGUUCCCUCAGCCUCCCCCUGGCUACCCAGACCCCCAUUCCCCAAGCGCACUCACUCAGGCAGCUCUGGAAGUCGCAGCUCCUCGAUCAGCAUUCGCAUUUGCCGGCGCUUGUGAAGUAAAUACAGUACAUACUGUAAAUACUGAGACAAAAGUGCAACACACAGGUGGGAGAGCAGGAGCUGCAGCUACAAUGGAGUUACACUGAGCUGACGGGAGCAGCUGCCAUUACACAGCUUGCCUCACUGUUCGAUGUUUCAAUAUAUGGUACUAAAUAUACCAGUGUUUUGAAUAUUUAAUAAAAUCUCAAAGUUGUUUGGUUUGGUGUUUAAAAUAUUUAUUAAUUUUGGGCUCAAAAAAUAGGGGCCGUCUUAUACAUGGGGGUGUCUUAUACACGGAAAAAUACGGUAAUAUGGAAAGAUUGCCUGCAUAAGUCUGGUGACAUAGAAAAGUUUUUCAGGAGGUGUUAAAAAGCUGAAAAUGAAGGUGCCUGCUCAAUAUCUAUUGGCAGAGCAUUCCACCCUUACUGGGCAGAAAACGUCUCAGUUUUGUUGUUGUUGUCAGAUUAAUCCCACCAACGUAUGUUUUAACAAUGAUGUCAUAUGCUAUCAGCCAUGUGUCCCAGUCAGCAGUGUAGCUGCUGCAUUCUACACCAGCUGGAGAUUUACAGCAGACCCAAGGGCUGUGCCAUAUUGAGCACAUUAUAGUAAUCUAGCCUCGAGGUUACCAGCACAUGGACUUCUGCCGUCAGGCUAUCCCAGACCAAACAGCUGGUAAAACUCAGAGGACGCUUGGGCAUCUAGUGACAAAAAUGUAUCCAGGAGUACCCACAAGCUGGGCACAUGUUCCUUCAGAGGAAGUGCAACCCUAUCUAGAACAGGCAACUUGCCUAUCUCCCAAUGGUUGCCCCAUCCUAUGAUAGAGGGAAGGUGGGUGCGUUCCAGCUAAGCAUUGCUUCUUAAUGUCUUCCUGUGAAAUGGAGGUCUUGCAUCUGAUGAAUUGUACUAUAUGGGAAAUGGUUUGAGUCACAGAGGGGACAGAGUCUUGCAUUACUUUUGAAUCUCAGGUGCUUCGUUUGACUGAUCAAAUCCCUCUCCUUUCGUAGGUGGACCUCUAGAUCUAAUGUCAUGCCGAGUGGUUGCAGCAGGUACCCAGGAAAUGGCUGCAUUCAUAGCUCAGGAAAUUCAGACUAUUCACUAUAGACGAGAUGAUGAAAAUUGACCGGACUUAUAUAUUCCUGAAAACAAGGAAACUUGUCCUUUUGGAACUACAUUGCUUCCUUCAGGAUGGCUUGCUUAUAGGAUAAAUGGUUUAAUUGUAUGUUUCUUAAUACAGUCUAUAUAGCAAAGGUAUUAUGAAAAAAAAUUACUUGCAUUAUAGGAAGGUGAAGGGAAAUUUUUAAUUUUUGUAAGCUUCUUGGCCCCCUUUUAAUGAGAAUUUAUUUCAGCUAUGCUUUUUAAAAAAAAAUCACAGGUAUCCCAGAUUGAGUUCGCUUCUUGCCUCUUUUAGGCUGAAGCAGAGGGGAAGCGGGGUUUGUACCACAUUCAAAUAUAAAUAAAACUUUAUUUUUGCAGAUCUCAGGUAAAUUAGUCUUUCUGCAGCAAAGGGAAAAUUGUUUUGAAUUGUGUGCCUAAAGUACUCACACCCGACAGUGCUUGAGAAUUCUAAACUUAAAAGUACAUGUAUAGAACAAAGCUUAGUUACACUUCUAUUUACUUAAAAAAAAACACAACCUACACUCAUUUAUGUAGCACAGGCAAAAGUGGCAAUGGCACAUAUCCUUGAACAGUGUAUUAUAUUUAUGUGGGUAACUUAAAUAGUAGAUAUUGGUGCUGAUCAGAAGAUGAAAAGCUGUUUUUCCAACAUUUGAAAAUCUUCAGCUUCAGUCAAGCAGCACAACAUAAAUCACAGCAGGGUGUUUUUGUUUCAUGACCUAGAAAAUUCAAUACAACAUCACAUAAGGAUGUGAUGGUUUUAACCUAGGUAAUUUCACUGAGCACAGAACUAGCUUGGCAGCCAUACACACACAGAUUGGUCACUGCUACACUUGAGUCAUUACUAUGGGGAUGAGGAAUCUUAUUCAGGUGAGAACAUAAGAAGAGUCCUACUAGAUCGUGCCAAAGGUCCAUAUAGUCCAGAAUCCUAGAGUGGCCAGCCAGAUGUCUAUAUGGGAAGAUCAGGCUUCACCUUGCCCUCCAUGGGCCCUCCAGCCUUAGGAUACCAUGAGCCCUGAACUCUUGAGCCUUCUCUCCCUUGGCUCAAAGACAGUUUGGACCCCUCUAAGAGACGGGGGGAGCCCAGUGGCAACCCCACCUUUGGCUCCCCCAGGACAGAGGGGGCCUGCUUCUCCACCACCAGAGCUGGGGGUGAGCAAGAAUGCCAGGAGGGGAGGCAGGCAAGCUGAGCGGGCAGCUCUCUGGGGCCCAACCUGGACAGGUGCGAAGGAGAGGGAACACCAAGCACUCUGCAAUAUUUAAGAGACUUGUUUGAAAAACCUUCAUAGGGUGGUAACCUUUCAGGGAUUCUUUAGCUGUGGUUCCUGCACUGCAGGGAAUUGAGCUAGAUCACCCUUGGGGAAGCCUUCUAGCACUGCGAUUCUGUGUAGCUCAUAAGCAGAACCUGAGUUUAAUGGUGCUCUUCUGAUUCCCAUCAAGUGGAAUUCAGAGGCAUGCUGCCUUUGAUAGUGGAGUUUAUAGAACACUAGCAAAGAAAAUCUCUUCCACUGGGUGCUAAUACUUGAAAAGGGCUCUGAAGGGAGAUAUAUUAAAAGGACUGAAGCAAAGCAUUUUAACCAAUUAUUGAAAAUAGCACCAGAAUCUUCUGUCUUGGCUGUGUUUAGUCAGUUGCUAAGAGAACCAUGGAAUUGAGGGCUUGAGCAGGAAAGGAUCAUGACUUAGGCUUAGUUCUCACAAAUAGCAGAUAAUGUGGUAAACCUCUUCCUGGACUUGCAGGUGUGGGCUCACAUGACUGACUGAAUGCUUCUCUGUACCAAAAAACAACCAACCAACCAACCAAAAUUUAGUACGUCAGAGGAAUGAUCCUAAGUUAGCCGUUUCCCUGCCAUACAAGUUCCCUAAAUGUAGCAGUUCUGUUUCUUUAUUUUUGUAUGGCAGAGCAUUCAGCCAUAUAAGUCAGUGCAUGCUGUUUCAACUACAGCCCACAAAACAUUUAUUUCCUUAUCUGUCCUCUGUGGGAGCUAGCCCUUAGAAAUGAUGUGAAUCUACGGUUAUCCACAGUAACUGUGUGGAUAAUUGCUGUAAUUUCUGCAGCUACUGAAAGUCAGCAUCAUGACCAAAACCCAGAUACUAGAACAUUACCCCUGAAGUAGUCUGUGUCACGUUAACAUCCUCUACACCUAAACACACUGGAAAUAACUGCCAUUAAAACUAAUGAUACUUUUAAGCACAAAUACUCAGGAUUGGGAUUGUGAGACUGAGCCAGUUGGUCCCAAUAUGAAAAUCUGGGACUAGGAAUUUUCUUUUGUUCCAUAGAAAUACAACCCUGGCUUUAUAAAUAGACAUCCUACUGUCUAAGAGGAGUUUACUACAGUAUUCUAUUUAGCUAUAUGUGUGUGCAAGAAAAAGGAUUGUAAAGACCCAAAGAAUAUUAAUAAGAUGGUGAUGUAUGCUGCUCUGAGCACAACCCACUCUGUGAAUGGAAAAAGUGACUUGCAAAUAUUAUAAAUAAAUGUUCUGAAUGGAAGGGUCUGCAAAAUCACAAGACAUUGCUACAUGUUAGCCUUGCUUCUGUUGCAUUUUUUGUAUAUGUUUAAGAGCUUCUUUGCUGGAGCACUGUAUGGUGUAAGAAGCAAAGCAGCCACAGAAAUAAUCCUUUAAUUUGGUGCAUCUGGUUCACCAAAAUACUGUAUAGCCAUAUGAUGGAAACAUUGUCACACAUUGUUAAUUGCAUUGCAAAAAUAUUCUGGUGCCUGUGAGUUGUUUGCUCUGUUCCAGUCUGAACAUUAAUGGCAAUGAAUGUGUUAUCUGUGUGAAAUGUCUCAUUUUCCCAGGUAUAAAGUAUUGUGAUUUGAGUGUUUGGAAAUAGUGGUGUCUCCAACAGAAGUGAAAACUUGAAGAAAGACAUGAAGAAUGCGCACAAUAAAUGAACAGUUUUUGUGUAAUUGAACUUGUAUGCAGGAAAGCCCUAAAAAUGCAGAAACAUUUGUGGAUCACCUUUGUGUCUGUCUCAAGCUUUUAAUUUGAGCAUAGUUUUUGUGUGUGUUUUGGCAAAGCGAAGGUAGUGGGGAAACAAACUCUAAACCCAAUACUAGUGCCAACACUAAACUCAUGCUGUGUUUGAAUGCUUGUCCUAAUAGCUUAUCUUAUGGUUUAAAGGACUGCCAACUCCUUUGCUGAUUUUCUGUGGCUUUACCAGCUAAAUGGCAGGAUGGGGGGAAUCGGCAAGUUAUAGCUUUUUCUGUCAAUGACUAGAAGAUGUUAUUACUGCUUAGUCAUCUCCUUACCCCCACCCCCACCCCCAGUCAUUACUAUGCAGGUACCUUAAUUAACAAAUAAGCUGGCAAUCUGUUGUUCAGUAAUUCUGAAGCAAACAAACUGAAGCUGUGCCAGUCCUAAACCGUGAUGUGUGUCUGUCACUGCAAGUCAGACUGUACAAAUAUUUAAAAUUGAGGGAGUACAGUUAAAGCACUGUUUUCUUAAUAGCACUUAUCAUUUAUAUAGCACUUCAGAAUGUUCAAAGCACUUUCCAUGUCUCAUGUGUAAACCUUGUAAGAGUCCUCUAAGAGUAGUAAUAUCCUUAUUUUGGGGAUUGUGGAGAGAUCCUGCCUAAGACCAAGUUAAUUCAUUGAAUGAGUCAAGAUUCAAACAGUCUUAUAGACAUUUAAGGUAAAGGUAAAGGGACCCCUGACCCUUAUACACAUUUACAUGGGAGUAAAUCCCAUUUGGACAUGGGUGGCGCUGUGGGAUGCGGGUGGCUCUGUGGGUUAAACCACAGAGCCUAGGGUUUGCCUAUCAGAAGGUUAGCGGUUCGAAUCCCUGCAACGGGGUGAGCUCCCGUUGCUCCGUUCCUGCUCCUGCCAACCUAGUAGUUCAAAGGCACAUCAAAGUGCAAGUAGAUAAAUAGGUACCACUCCAGCGGGAAGGUAAAUUGCGUAUGAGCGCCGCAACCCCAGAGUCGUCCACAACUGGACCUAACGGCCAGGGGUCCCUUUACCUUUACCUAAAUCCCAUUUGAAUACAGUAAAAUAUAUUAGACAAGUUGUGCUACUCAUGCAUCUUUUCAUUUCCUUCAUUUCCAUUUUUAUAGCAGGCAUAGUUGCUAGUUGGAGCCAUGUCACUUGAGGGGGAGGGUUGUCAAUUGCCCCCCCCCCAAUGAUUCAGAAUGUCUAUUGCUCUUCUCCCUAGAAUGAUUUUGAUAAGCAACUUGGAGAGAGGGUUGGUUUAUGAGAAUCAUGGCACAAGAGAAAAACAGCACCAAAGAACAAUGGCAUUUGGACUUGGUACAUUCAUUUUUAAUAUAUAUACAGUAUUUAACCCAUCCUUUGAAAAAAUAGUGAUUGAAGCUGAGUCUAACAAGUCUUGGUAUUAUGUUGGUUAUUUUUUUGUAUACACAUUACUGUUUUCAACUGAAAAAGUAGCAGAAGGAAACUGGCCAUGUUGACAACCAAAAUGUUAAAAAAUAGCAACUCUGCUAUUUUUGGGUAGCACAAAGUAUUUUGUUUUCAGGUGCUGCACAAUGAGUUGUUUUGUGUGUGAUGUUAUUCCAACAUAAAGAACUUGGGAGCGCAUGGGUUUCCUUUAAAUGGCUUAGUUUACAAUGUUUAGACAUAAAAAUUAUGAAUCUGUCUAUACUGUGUGAUUCUUACAGUAAUUGUGCACCAUUAACUGUUCACUAUUAAACCUAUUCAUAUCUGUGAAAUACUGCUGUAAAAUCUGGUAACCCAGACAUUUCUACCUCUGUAUGGGGCUAUGAGGAAUAAUUAAAGUGUUGCAGCAAAAUCCUGUAAAUCCUACUAUUGAAUUAAAUAAUAUUAUCCAGAAUUAUUAGAAGUAUUAAUGUAUGUUGUCAAAACACUUACAUUCUGCAUGAAACUGGUUGGUCAAGGAAGUGCUGCUUCAUAUAAUGUACAGUGAACUCACAGAAGUCCUUGCUGCAAGAUGUAGUGUUAUCUGUCUAACAGAGCAUUGGACAGAUUCAAGGAGGGGUAACUGUUGAAAGCUACUAGCUGUUUUUCUUCAAAUAUAUGUAAAAUCUGAAAUGAGUAACUUGUUAACCAAAAGCUUAAGAGUACAACCUGGAACCCAGUGGUGUUUACUAGUAUUACUUGCUUUUAGUAGAGCUGUUGUCUACGUCAUGCUCAUUUAUGAUCAGCCCCUUUCAAAUAGUUAAUAGGACUUUCAUUUGUGAAGCACUGUGCAAAAUUGCAGCCUUAGAAUGCAAGCCAAAGCCUUUCAUGUGCAGGGGCCUUUGUUCUCUUUGUAAAAGGGAAAUAAAUAGCCUAGAUACAUGCAGGGGCUCCCUUCUGAAAUGUUUCCUCAGAAAAGAAAGCUAGGAAUCCUUCAGCCAUGAAAUGCAUACAGAUGUGGAUCACGACCAUAGAGUGGCUAUAGACUUUGUAUAAGUUUAAGCAGUGAGGCCACUGAAGUCUACUUGUCAUAUUUUAAGUGUCAUAAGAGGAAAACAUUUGUUAUUUGUGUUUACACCAGAUGCCAGCAGAACAUAGCAUUGAUUGGCUUAGAACUAGUCACAUCACUAAUCCUCACCCUGAAACAGUAUUUGUGGGUUGUUGUUUUUUAAUCAUUUCUGCUUUUUAAAAAGAAGAGGAAUGUACAUUUAAUUGAGUCAAACAAUAUAUUCGUAGUGUGUUUGUUUAAGUGAACAGAAUGGAAGGAGGGUCAAGAAUACUGAGCUGGCAUUAAAUUUGCUGGCCAUUAUAUUUAUCAAAUGCAUUUGUGUGGUGAUGGUAGUGGAAAAGCCGGGUUUGAGAUGCAAGACGAAAGGUCACAUCAAGUCAUGACUUUGUUUUUACCACCAAUAUGUUUAAAGAGGGAUUUUUCAAAUUACAAAUAAAUACAAGGGUGCUUGUCAUUGCUUAAAUAUUUCAAAAUGAAGUCAAAUUGACAUUAUUGUUAUUAUUAAAUUUUAAUACAUUUCAGGUUGGUAUUAUUGCACACUUCUGUAUGUUUGGACAGGUUUUCUAGCAAACUUGUGCAAACAGUCCUCUAGGAGUUCUGUUAAUGUAUUCUACAAAUAAAAGAUUAAUACAUUUGAA